Molecule: messenger RNA, 4756 nt
Organism: Enhydra lutris kenyoni (northern sea otter)
Lineage: Eukaryota; Metazoa; Chordata; Mammalia; Carnivora; Mustelidae
Product: consortin, connexin sorting protein
Exons: 11
Coding region: 132-2288 (718 amino acids)
Biological process (GO): positive regulation of Golgi to plasma membrane protein transport
Cellular component (GO): plasma membrane; transport vesicle; trans-Golgi network
Molecular function (GO): connexin binding
Source: RefSeq, a predicted model, not a curated record
CUACGGCCGCCAUGUCAGCGAGCGGGGCUGGAAACAGACCCGGCGUCCAGCCGUAGCCCUGCGUUCGCCUCCGACACUCAGACAUGGAAGGACUUGACUGAAAUGUAAAUGGUCCCACAGAAGAUGCUCUGAUGGAUGACAGCGGAACGCCUACAGAUAAUCUGCAGAUAGAGUCACAAGAUGGGUAUCAUCCUGGUGACGGCAGGGGAAGCAUAGUGACACGCUUGCCUUCUGCAUCGGAUGAAAAUGAAAAUCAACUGGAUGGGGACGGGCAGGAGCGUCUGAGCAGUGCUGCCAGCGCCAUGGGCAGACCUGACGUGCUCGCCCAGGACAGUCUCAACAAUAACGACAACUGCCCCCCCAGCAAUGAGGUGGCUGCGUUCGAGAGCUCGGAGAACGCUCCUGGGGAAAGCCCCAGGGAUGGGCAGGCCCUCGUGGGAAAGGACAAAAAAGCACCUGGAAAAAGAAGCCCAAGAACCAAAAGAGGCCCAAUGAAGAAGAUACCGCAAGGACUUUCUUCAGGAGAUGCCACAGCUUUGAUGCAAGAAAAUACACUCAUUGCGUCCACACCCGCUGUGAGUGAUGAAGAGUCUGCAGAAGUAAGCGCUAACGAUCAACCCGAGGCCCCGAAGCAAGUUCUGCAGUAUCUGUUCUCACUUAUACGAGGGGAGGUUGAGCAGUUGGAUUCCAGGGCACUCCCCCUCUGCCUGCACCAGAUAGCAGAGUCCUAUUUCCGGGAGGAGGACUAUGAGAAAGCAAUGAAAUUCAUUCAGCUUGAACGACUGUAUCACGAGAAAUUGCUCGCAAAUCUCUCUGCCAUUCAAGAAGAGUGGGAAACAAAAUGGAAAACUGUACAACCACAUACAACUCUAAGGAAUUCAGAAAAAGGAUUUAAUGGUGAAGAUUUUGAACAACUUACUAAGUUUUGCACAACACACCAAGAUCCUCUUUUCUCCAAACCUAAGAUAACAGCUAUAGAAAAGCCUCUGGGAAGGAAAUGCUUUACGCAGUUAAUAGUUUCUGAGGACCCAAAGGACAGAGGAGCCACAGCCAAAGAACCGGAGAAUGAAAGUUGUCUUGGCCCAGAGCCAAGGGAAGAAAGACAGCAUCCAGAGGGAACCCAGGAGAGCAACCCCUGCUGUCACCCGAUGGACAGGCAGGCCGAGCCCCCGAGCCUGCUGGUAACUGCAGGGAUGGGCCACACGGAGGAGCCGGUCUGCAGCGCCGAGGCCACGCGGGAGCUCCACGCCCAGCCCCGGGACUCGGCGGGGAGCCGGUCUGGGGACGCCUGGGAGGAUGACAGCCGCCGGCAGCUGCCUCAGACACAGGCGGGCCGAGAUGUGGCCUCACUAGGAGGCCCCGCCGCAGCCCCCACCUCGUCGCUCCCAGGCGAGUCCAUGCUCGAGCCCUUGAUCUCAGCCGGCUCUGCCCUCUUAGCCCCUGUGCCCGCCCCCGAGGGACAGUAUUCCCAGGCUCAGAGAAAGGGACUCCGCUUGCCGCUGAAGGAUGCUUCGGAGGCGUUGCCUCCGGGCCGACUUGAGAACAGUGAAUUCAAUGAGCUGCAGCAACUUGAUCUCACAGACAGGGAUGGAAAAUCACUGCGGGGGCCUCGGGACGCAGAGCGCGCUGAGAGAGCGCUGGGAGAGAGUAAUCAAGAAUCCGACUUAAGUGCAGGGGGUCUGGAGGUGUGUAUGGCCCCCGAGGAGAGGGGGGGUGAGGACGAGCGAGUCAAUAAAGAGACAGAAGACUAUUUGAACAGCCUGUUAGAAGGAUGCUUAAAAGAUGCUGAAGACUCCCUGUCAUGUGAAGACAACCAGGAGGAAGACUUGGACCUCCUUCCAGAUCUUUCUCCUGACGAAGCCUCCUACAGUCUGCAGGAGGAUCUGCCUUCGGACGAGAGCAGUCUUUCCCUUGAUGAUCUCGCCAAAAGGAUAGAGAUUGCAGAGGUAGUCCCUGCGGAAGGACUGGUCUCUAUCUUAAAGAAGAGGAAUGAGGGUGUAGGAGACCAUCCUGCCCAGAUGCAGCAGAAACCAUCAAAACGAAGAGUGAGGUUCCAGGAGAUCGAUGAUGACUUGGAUCAAGAUGAAGUUGGAGGUGGUUCCUGUAUUUUACUGGUCCUGCUGUGCAUAGCAACGGUUUUCCUGAGUGUCGGAGGAACUGCGUUGUACUGCACUUUUGGUGACAUGGAGUCGCCCGUUUGUACAGAGUUUGCGGACAACGUGGACUUCUAUUACACUAAGCUACUGCAGGGAAUGGCGGAACUGAAACACUGGAUCUACCUCUCCUAGCGGCGCUCAAGAGGCACAGGCAUGCUGGCAGUGAGAAUCAAAGAGAGAAACUUUCUAAACUUUAUUUUCAGAGUUCUGUAACAUGCAUCCCCUCCCCGCAGCAAGGAGCCCUGGACUUCCAGAAAUGGCAGCUCUAAAUGGUGAUCCAGAGGCACUCUCAGAACAACCCUGAGGCACAGGGCCAUCCGAGCAUCGUGGAUGGAAGGAAUGGGCUUCGGAGAGCACGUCCACCCGCUCCGUGCUGCUUCCUAGUGUAGCGAGCUACGCCCAGCAGAACUUCAAGGGCGCUGGUAGAGCCCCACCAUUUUUAGCUGCCUCGUCAAGCUAAUGGUUAAAGGACACUUGGUUUACAUUUGUUGGUCCAAAGACAUCGCUUCCAGCCAUCACGCAAUAAGUUUGUGUAUAAUCAAAAGGAGUUACCUUACGGUUUCAUUGUCUUUUUUUAGUUAGCUUUGGGAGCUGUGUAAUUUAGGCUUUGUGCAUUAUUUCCAGAUUCCAUUCUUCAUCUGUGAGAAGAUCGUGUGUGAGUGUGUGCGCGCGCUUGCACAUGCGUGCAUGUCUGUUUCAGACGGUUGUCAUAAGCAAAUACCUGACAUAGAAUAACAAAGAUGAUCUUCAUUUGAACCUGACUACAGAUGUGUGGGCACAGAUGGAAGGCUUAACUGUGGAACAGAUGAGUUGUAGAAAUCUCAGCCCAAAAUCAGACACUGUGAUAGAUCUGGGACAAUUAAUUUGAUUAGCUAGCCAGAAAUUAAUCACAGGCCUAGAGGUAAAGAGGAAAAACUAAAGAGCUCCUUCUAAGUCUCAGACACCCGGCUUCAUCAUGGGUUUAGUGCUUCCUGAGGAAUGAGGAAUGCUAGACCCACUUCUCAGUAGGUGAGCACCUGUUAUUAGGUUCUGAGAAUCUAAGACCCAGAAUACAAAGAUCCAGAAGAUUUUAGUUCCUGCUCUAGAUGUUUUAAUUCUGGUCUUAUGUAAAAUAACCUCCUACUUUGGCAAAUGAAAUUAAAUCAUGAUAUAUAAUUCAGUAUUAACAAAUCACACAUUCAGAUGUUCGAAUUUGCAUUCAUAUCAUGGGCUUGAUUUAGACCUCUUACGGGAUCAUUAAGCGAAAAUUCAAUCAUAUCUUAAAUAGGUAAGUGAUUUUUGUUUCAAUCUGUCAGUUCGGUGGCAUUUCCUUUUCUAAGGUACAGUGGUCUAACAUUUAGAAAGCCUCACUUUGGCUUUUUAUAGCAUAGGCAGCCUUUUAACAGAAACAGAACACAUGAAUUCUAGUUUUUUAGCAAGUGACCAUUAUUUCAUGUUUUUUGCUAGGAUCACUUGAAAGAAAAAGGGAGAAAUUACUUUCUAGUUGUUACUGGCUGGUACAGUACCUCCCUGUGUGUUUCUCUUAUUUAUUUAGAUUAUAUGAAUUUUAAAGGGCUUUUUAUAUAAGUUGGAAGUCUGUUGUUGAGCAUGCGUUCAGUUAUCCCGAUGCUAUGGAUUUAAUUGCUAUGUACUUAGUGUUUUGAUUUUCUACAAUUUCAGUUCAGUGUAUUUUUAGGCUUGUUCAUUUUUAAGUCGGUGUUUUAUUUUCACUUAUAAUACCAUUUGACUUGUCUCUAUCAUGUACCAUAAACUGUAAUAUUUUCAAGGAUUAUAGAUCAAAGAUAUUUAUUUAGAAGUGUACAAGAGACUAAAAUUUAGAUUCCUUAUACUUAAGGCUGAUUUUAUUAGAGGAUUAUUUUAAUGUUCUAUUAUAAAUUUUAAGAAUUUGUAUUCAGAUGGUAUGUAAACUAUGUAAAAUGUUGAUGGUACUAUCUCACGUGGUUCUAGAAAAGACAUUCACCCAAGUCUGCCGUGCGGGGCAUCCCCAUCAGAGACAAACCUCUUCUGUUUAACCCUCGUGAUUUCUAGUUACAGGAAUUUGGUGGUGGGGAUUUCUGCCAGUUUUAUGUCAAGAUAAAUCAGAAUUUCCCUCCUGUUCACCUCUUUUAGGUCACUAUCAAAGUCCUAAAUAAUCCGUAGCAUCACAUUUGCCUAAAGGCCACCAGGGCCACCCGUUUCUGAAGCCGAAGACCUCACACUGAGGCACAAGGACUGAGACAGACUACCUGGUUCUCAGGGGCCCAGUUGGGUGUCAGACAAACCAUGUGUGUCCUCACGCUUCCCAGGGAGUGUGAGGUGAGCUCAGGAGUGUCUUGGUAUCUUGACUUAAAAUGAGCACAAAAUCUCAACUAGAAAAACUUAGGGCAACUUUUAAAAAAAUGUAAUAGUCAUUUAUUGCAUGAAUUGGAGUAAUUCCAUCUGGUGAUUUAAAAAAAAAAAGAAGAAAUUGUUAUCUCACGCAUAAAAAAAUCAUCCGGUUUUACUACAAUGUAAUUUUUUCUGCCAUUUGAAAGUACUGACAACUAUUUGUAACUAAUCUUCCCCAAAAAACUGUAUUUGAGGGUAACAGAUCAAGCUUGUAAUUUAAAAUGACACCAACA